This is a messenger RNA of Lates calcarifer (barramundi perch), 1242 nucleotides long. RefSeq names its product ADP-ribosylation factor-like 14 effector protein (gene arl14ep). Bases 249 to 914 code for a protein of 221 amino acids. The transcript is spliced from 5 exons. The record is from RefSeq and is a predicted model, not a curated record. Gene Ontology annotation, cellular component: intracellular membrane-bounded organelle. Lineage: Eukaryota; Metazoa; Chordata; Actinopteri; Centropomidae.
UUCUUUGACAGUAAGGAAAGGAUUACAUCUCCUGUGCUGUAAAUUCUGCAUGAUUGUCGGAGCCGCCGCUAGAGGGCAGAAGCUUCUCGGGCAAAACAGGAAAAUGAAGCGGAUAUACACGUUACAUCCACUGAAGAAGAAGACGCUCGACGACUCUGAAAAACAAACAUAAACAAUCACAACGUGCUGCUGUUUCUUCUUUUAGCGUUUCGGCACUGUAUUAUUGCAGUUUCUACAAAAGGUACACCAUGCCCGUUAUUUGUGCGGCAAUCGGAUGCAACAACAAGUUUGUCAAAGGGUCUGAGAUAAGAUUUUACAGGUUUCCACUCAGCAAGCCUCAACUUGCAAGCAAAUGGGUACACAGCCUGGGGAUGAAAAACUUUUUACCAACUGCCAACACCUGCCUCUGCUCAGAGCACUUCAGGACUGACUGCUUCAGGGACUACAACGGCAAACAGUUUCUGAGGGAGGAUGCAGUGCCCACCAUUUUCUCUCAGGGGCAGGAUUCAUCAAAGAUUGAGCUUCGGAAAAGGGGGGUAAUACCAAAGGAGUCAAACAUUGCAAAUCAAAUGGGAACACCAGCAGACAGAGACAGAGUGAGAGAAGCUGCCAGUCUACGCAGAGACAAAAGAGGAGGGCUGAGGGGAGGACGAGGCAGCCGUGGAGGAAAACAGUUGUCUGACAGACAGUCUAUCGGAGCCAAAAGCAGAGUGUAUGACAGCAAAGGUCGGCUGCUCUCCAACGGCAAUGACAUGUGCGACUGUCUGGACGUGGACUGUAUGGGUUGCUUCUAUCCUUGCCCCGAGUGUGGCUCACGCAAAUGUGGGGUCGAGUGCCGUUGCGACAGGAAGUGGCUAUACGAGCAGGUGGAGGUAGAAGGUGGAGAGAUCAUUCGGAACAGGUUUACUAUUUAGUCUGCAGUGAGUCUCAGGCUUUUAAAUCGCUCAAUCCCAGAACCAGGAGGCUUCUGGGAAUCAGUUUCUCUCUCCUUGCAUUCAGCUCCAAGUCAGGCUUGGGGACCAUUCAAGACUGUGAUGCUGUUUAAAGGAAUAUUCCACAAUAUUAAGUGAUAUCCGGUUUUGCAGAGCUACAGCCCAUAGUAGAAAACUCUGCUGAACAAUGUGAGUAUUCCACUGAAUGAUGGAUGUGCAUUUUAUUGUCCCUGUCUUUUAACUUUUUUUUCCUUUUGUUUUCCAAUAAAAAAACUGUGUUAAUAAACUUUCUUCUUCUAACCUCACGUGA